Anguilla rostrata (American eel) is the source of this 6670-nucleotide messenger RNA. RefSeq names its product natriuretic peptide receptor 1b (gene npr1b). Bases 1482 to 4697 code for a protein of 1071 amino acids. Gene Ontology annotation, biological process: intracellular signal transduction; receptor guanylyl cyclase signaling pathway; protein phosphorylation. Gene Ontology annotation, cellular component: plasma membrane. Gene Ontology annotation, molecular function: protein kinase activity; adenylate cyclase activity; ATP binding. NCBI's taxonomy places the organism in Eukaryota, Metazoa, Chordata, Actinopteri, Anguilliformes, Anguillidae. The transcript has 23 exons. The record is from RefSeq and is a predicted model, not a curated record.
UGAUUUGAUUUAUUUAAAAACAAUUACUGCCUUUUACCUGAAAAUGACUUCUGGAACAGAUUUUACUUACCCCCACUCAAAAAUGUUCAGCAGUGUACGCUUUCGCUAGUCAAAUUCAAUUGCCAAGACUAAAUUUAAUUUGCCGUGUUAUGCCCGAGAUUUACCACGGAGGGUCGCUGUCUAGACAUCCAAAACGAAAAAUUGAGACCAAAAACAUUUACCGCGCUGUUUCUGUACCGGUUUAAUUAAACAUAUGCACUGCCUUAAUAUACCCCAGUCGUUUUGUCUGGGGUCAGCGAAAUAAAUAACUCUGUCAUCAAUAUUUUUUGGGCAAGAUUCCUGAAAGGGAAGCCAGCCCCUGUGCCUGAGCGAGGCGCUGCCAAUAAGGUGAAGGCACGCGCACGCGCUCACUGCCGCCUCACCUCCAGGCAGCCAGCCAGACGGGCCGCCGCUCACUCUGCCCCGCGCGCCCCGUUUAGGCUCAGGCUCAGGCUCGGACUCCGCCACGCCGCGACCGAAGAGAGCAGGGGGUGGAGAGAACCCCGGGAGCCAGCAGACCCGCCGCCCAAGCCCGGACGCCGCCACCGAGGGACGCGUGGGGAAGCGCGGUGAGGGAAAACAGGACGCCUCGUGCGCCCGAAACUUUGGCCGGCUGGACGCAUUCCUGCUCUGCCCCUUGCCUUCUCCCCGGCCGCUUCCUCCACCUGACACAGCAGGAUUACAGCAGGAUUACGGCAACACUUCCUCUGCUCCAUCAGGCUCCGCAGCCCACAGCUUUCUACCAACUUUUUUCCCCUCCAUUUUUUGAUAAACAUGGAUAUUCUUCCAUAGAUCUGUUGUCAAGCGGAUGUGUUUUUGACCUGUUUUUUUUUUUUUUUUUUUUACACCAGGCAGUGUCAAAAUCUUGACCGUUUUGUGACCUGUGUCUGUGCCUUCUGUGAAAAGGGGCGACAACGGAAGAGACAAGAAAAAAUUUUUCUUUAUUUUUUUUGUUUAAAAAAAAAAAAAAGAAUCUGCUUUUCAUCAUAAAGUUAUGGACAUAAGGAUGUGAAAAAAAUUUCACUUGUAGAACAGUGGCCAGGUGCGCCCAUGUGUGUGGCUUUUAGUGCUGAAGUUCCUUGAAGUUGAUUUUUAAAAUUAAUUUAAUUUAAUUUAAUUUUUUUUACAUUUUUUGAUUGCCAGCAAAUUCAAAUGUUUGUUUUUUCACACUUCAGUUCUUCAGGAGAAAAAAAAAACCUUCUGCUGUUUUCCAGUAGAAAUAAGGCUUUGAAUCCAGUCCCUCUCUGGGUGUAGCAAGCAGCUCAUUCUUCUCUUGUUUCUACACAGCUUCUAGCAGCACGGCAACAGCUGAGAGAUAUUAUUCAUAGAUCCCUGGACUUCAGCUCAAAAUCAGAACCAGACAUGGAGAUAACUAACUCCUCCGUUUAAGCUCAUGGUGAUAAAUAAUUAACCCAAGGCUGGGGACUCCAGGACAGGGAGGGAUGAGGCUCCAGGGCUGGAGAGGGGGAGCGAGGCUGCCGCUCCUGCUGCUGCUGCUGAGCUGCUGGGCGGAGCAGGCGCACGCCAAGUCCCCGCGGCACCGCGAGGCCCGGAGGCAGAGCCGGGAGCCCAGGCAGCCCCGGGAGGUGAUGCUGGCGGUCAUCCUGCCGCGGCACAACCUCACCUACCCCUGGGCGUGGCCCCUGGUGGGGCCCGCUCUCGUGCGCGCCAUAGAAAGGAUCAACGAGGACCCGACCCUGCUGCCGGGCUACCAGCUGCGCUACUCCUACAAGAACAGCGAGAACAAGAUGGGCCUGUGCGACGAGUCCAUCGCCCAGCUGGUGGCUGUGGACCUCAAGUACACCCACAACCCCUGGGCCUUCAUCGGGCCUGGCUGCGACUACACCUCCUCCACCGUGGCCCGCUUCACCGACUACUGGGGCCUGCCCUUGGUGACGGCGGGCGCCCCGGCCACCGCCUUCUCGGACCCCAGCAUGUUCACCUCCAUCACCAACACGGGACCCACGCACAUGAAGCUGGGAGAGUUCGCCCUGCACAUCCACCAGCACUUCAAAUGGCUACAGCAAGCAAUGCUCCUGUUCUCUGACAACAAGGUGGACCAUCGACCGUGCUUCUUUGCCACGGAAGGGUUGUACGCGGAGCUGCGGGCGAACAACCUCACCAUGGAGCACAUGUCGUUCGAUGAGAACGACCGGCCGAUCGACUACAAGAGCCUCCUCCGGGACAUUGAACAGGGAGGCCGUGUUGUGUAUGUUUGCUGCUCACGGGCAAUUUUUCGGCGGCUGAUGUUGCACUUCAAUAACUCCACCCUGCCACGGGAGGAGUACGUGUUCUUCUACAUCGAUAUUUUUGGCGACAGCCUGGGCACUGAGCCUGCCUACCCCUGGGCUGGACAGGAUACAGAUGACAGCAAAGCCAAGGAAGCCUUCCAGUACGUGAAGAUACUGACAUACCACGAACCGCAGAAUCCUGAGUACAAACAGUUUGUGUCUGACCUGAAAGAGGACUCCAAGAAGAUGUUCAAUUUCACAGUGCAGGACUCAUUGAAGAACAUAAUAUCUGGAGGCUUCUAUGACGGGCUGAUGCUGUACAGCCAUGCCCUGAACGAGACCAUGGCCGGGGAAGAGGGUAUGCCUCCAGGGACAGCCGUUACCAAGAGGAUGUGGAACCGCACCUACUACGGAGUCACAGGAUCAGUUCAAAUAGAUGAAAAUGGCGAUCGAGAGAUAGAUUUUGCCCUGUGGGACAUGACUAACAAUGAGACCGGCGUCUUCCAGAUAGUGUCUGUCUAUAACGGCUCCCAGAAGCAGAUGGUAUCAGUGCCAGGAAAGAAAAUCCAGUGGCCGGGGGGAUCCGUACCCCGUGAUGUGCCAUUCUGUGGCUUCAAGAGAGACAACCCGGCCUGCAUAACACGGACCAUCACAAUGCACCAGAUGGUCUUCAUUGUUUUGUUCUUCGUCUUGGUCAUUAUCGUCACCAUCACUGUAUUCGUAUACAGGAGGGUGAAGCUGGAGAAUGAGCUGGCUGCUCAGCUGUGGAGGGUAUCAUGGGAGGACAUUCAGAUGAGUAAUCUGGAGAAGGUGCUGCGCAGUGUUGGCAGCAAGCUCACCCUCUCGCUGAGAGGCUCCAAUUACGGCUCUCUCUUGACAACAGACGGCAACUUCCAGGUAUUCACAAAGACAGGCUACUACAAGGGGAACAUAGUUGCCAUUAAGUACGUCAAUAGGAAGCGGAUUGAGUUGACCAGGAUGGUGCUCUUUGAGCUGAAGCAUAUGCGGGACGUCCAGAACGACCAUCUCACUCGCUUCAUCGGUGCCUGUAUCGACCCUCCAGAUAUCUGCAUCAUCAGCGAAUACUGCCCCCGUGGCAGCCUGCAGGAUAUUAUGGAGAAUGAGAGCAUCACAUUGGACUGGAUGUUCAGAUAUUCCCUCAUCAAUGAUAUUGUGAAGGGCAUGGCCUUCCUUCAUAACAGUGUGAUAGAUUGCCAUGGCAACCUGAAGUCCUCUAACUGCGUGGUGGAUAGUCGCUUUGUGCUGAAGAUCACUGACUAUGGGCUGGCCAGCUUUCGCACUGAGGCCGACUCAGAGGACGCGCACGCCUACUACGCCCGGAGGCUGUGGUCCGCCCCGGAACUGCUCCGGAUGGAGAGCCCACCUCCUGGCGGAACACAAAAGGGUGACAUCUACAGCUUUGGAAUUAUCCUGCAGGAAGUGGCCCUGCGCAGGGGAGCCUUCUACCUGGAGGGGGAGUCACUGAGCCCCAAAGAGAUUAUAGACCGGGUGGCCGUAGGGGAGUGGCCCUACCUGCGCCCCACAAUCUGCUCCCAGAGCCACAGCGAGGAGCUGGGCCUGCUGAUGCAGCGCUGCUGGGCCGAGGACCCCGCGGAGCGCCCGGAGUUCAGUCAAAUCAAGAUCCUCCUGCGCAAGCAGAACAGAGAGAACAGGUCCAACAUCCUGGACAACCUGCUGUCCCGCAUGGAGCAGUAUGCCACCAAUCUGGAGGAGCUGGUGGAGGAGCGGACUCAGGCCUACCUGGAGGAGAAGCGCAAGGCCGAGACCUUGCUCUACCAGAUCCUACCGCACUCGGUGGCGGAGCAGCUGAAGAGGGGGGAGACUGUGCAGGCGGAGGCCUUCGACUCCGUCACCAUCUACUUCAGCGACAUCGUGGGGUUCACCGCCAUCUCCGCCGAGAGCACCCCCAUGCAGGUGGUGACCCUGCUCAAUGACCUGUACACCUGCUUUGAUGCCAUCAUCGACAAUUUUGAUGUUUACAAGGUGGAGACGAUCGGCGACGCCUACAUGGUGGUGUCGGGGCUCCCGGUGCGGAACGGGAAGCUGCAUGGGCGGGAGGUCGCCCGCAUGUCGCUGGCCCUGCUGGACGCCGUGCGCUCCUUCAGGAUCCGCCACCGGCCCGACCAGCAGCUCAAGCUGCGGAUCGGCAUCCACAGCGGCCCGGUGUGUGCGGGCGUGGUGGGGCUGAAGAUGCCGAGGUACUGUCUGUUCGGAGACACCGUCAACACCUCCUCGCGCUUGGAAUCCACCGGGGAAGCGCUGAAGAUCCACGUGUCGGCAGCCACGCGCGACGUCCUUCAGGAGUUCAACUGCUUCCAGCUGGAGCUGCGGGGAGACGUGGAGAUGAAGGGCAAGGGCAAGAUGAGAACCUACUGGCUGCUGGGGGAGACCACGAGCAGCGCGUGAUGGCCGAGGGAGGAGAUGGAGAAGCAGAGGAGACGAGGAGCUGCGGGGGAGCAGACGUGCCGUGCGAGAGCCGUGUACCUGCUAGCGCCCCCUCACAGCCUUCCAACACACAGCACAGUAUCCACACCCUCCAGACUGUUUGGGCCUGCUACCAGCCGAAGUGUGUUUUUCAAUGUACUGUUCCUCUCCAUCGUAUUAUUCUCGUCUUGUUUUUUUCAUUAAUGACAGGAUUCAAAUUUUUUUUGUAUACAGCAUUUUAGUUUCCCGUUGUUCUUCUAGAGUUUAAUCUGCCAUCGCCCGAGUUCUCUCACCAUACUUCUGAGACAAUGGUGGAAUUUACAGUUUGUGUACAUUGCCAUCUGGUGGUCAUUUGAUGUAACUGUAUUUUCAUUUGUGCUUUACGUGGACUUGUGUAUCCUCAAGCCCCACCUUUUGAACUGUACUUGUACGGGGGCUAAAAAGUGUUUUAGUGUUUCAGCGUGUUCUUUGUCUUUGUUUACAGCAAUAUCACUAUUUUUGUAGUAGUAUAAUACGAUUCGUCCUGUAUUUUUGCAUUCACUCCAUGGGAAAACCCAAAGUAGCCUAUAUGCCAUGUCUUUGAUUUACUGUAAAUAUAAAGACAAGCAUGCUAUGUACACAACGCAGUGUUUCACAGUUCACAAUGCACAUGAAAUCAAUGUUUUAUCACUAUAGUAUUUCUCCUGGCAUUCAGACAAAUGGCAUUCAGCGAAUUAUUCUCAUAUAAGAGUAGAAUAAUGCUCUUCUUCCGUCACAUUACUGUGGUCCAGGUUUUUUUUUUUUAAGUACACAAGUGAAUUGUACAGUUUUUGUUUUUGGGGUGGUGCCUCCAGACCUAUUUUGGGUAUUGUCAGCUGUCAUAGAAAAGCAUUUAUAUUUGAAUUUGACCUUGUCAUGGAGAUUGUUGCCGUGGGCUUUGCUGACAUGCUUAGGCAUGUCAUGAAUUAUCUGUGAUGUCCUGAAAGAGAUACUUUCCUGGGACUCCAGCCUCAGUAUAAACUAGAAAGGGCCUGGAAAUAGAAACAAACAGUGGGGUGCCAAUUUGGAGUUUUUCCCAAAUCACUGCGGCAUUAGAACCCUUUUCAACAAGACAGAUGGAGUACAUUCUGGGAUGUAAUGCCUAACCCUAUAGAGGCAAGGUCAGUCUUGUGCCCAUGCAGGUGAGUAAAACACUCCACAGUGGUUAGGGGACUUUUACUGGUCUCUUCAGAGACCUUCUUAGCUCAUUUUAAUCAUUUUUCAAAGGCCAGACAAUUAAAACAUUGUUUCCAUUGUCUGGCCUCUUGUAAAAUGCGUGUGACUGUGCCAAGUGUUGUAAGCCCUAUGGAAUCGCUUUGCUUCCGAGUUUGGCUGUAAGUCUGCAGGCAUCAGAGUCUUCAUCAGCAUCAGUCAUUUUUGUGGAUGUCUUUGAAGUACUUUUUUUGAAGUAGUAAAAACGUGAACGUUCCUGGUAUUGAAUUCUUGUGUUUUCUGUAUUUUUUAGACAGUGGAUGUCUUUUCAACACACUUUCAGCAAUUGCGUUCAGCACCAGUGAAAAACAGCUCCGAACUCCAGUACUGUAGACUACAUUAUAGAGUUUUUCCAAUAUUUUUCUUCUGCCACUGUUUAUCACUAAUUUUAUUUUAUUUUUGCUUUGUAUGCUGCUCACUUUGGUCCAAGCAGACUGGGAGCAUCAGAAGGUCAUGUGCUGUCUAUUAAGGUUACAUACACACACUUGUCCCGUAUAAUUAUAUGCCAUCACAUUUCUGAACAGUUGUAAAUUUUAGCUUCCCUUGUUUGACAGUGGCCCAAUCAAAUUAAAAUUUGACAGCAUAAAAGCACCUAAAUUAAGGACACUUCAUUUUUUAUUAAACAUAAAAAGCACAAUGAUGUUAGCUACUCUGACACUGUUUGACACACGCUUUGGGAGGGGGAAUGGUGAAGUUAUUAAAGUUUAUUUUUCUCACUGUCAGAA